GCUUUCUUUUUCCUCUCUCCCUCAAAUCAAAUUUUCCAGCUUGAAAAAAAAAAUAUCUUCUUCUGUGUUUUUUCCGAUUCGGUUUCGGUUUAAAGGUUCUUCUUUAUAGUCUGUGUAGUGAUUUUGACUUUGGUCCUUAUGCUCUGAUCGAAAGCCUCUCACUUCACAGUCUUCUUCUCGAUAUAUCGAUUAAAGGAACCGACUUUGAUUGAUUCGAUGGCUGGAUUGACUCCAUCGUCUUCGACCUCAGGGAUCUUCUUCCAAGGAGGAGGAGGAGGAGACGAUGAAUCGCAAGGCUUCAUGAACUCUCACUUCACUUCCUCUAACUCCCUCCCUGGAUGCGGCUACCACCACCAAAGCCUCAGCGAGAUGCACAACAACAACCCCGCCGCUAUGAUGAGCGUCUCCACCCCCGGAGCUAGCUCCAUGGUCACAGACGCCAACUCAGGAGGAGGAGGUGGUCCUCUCUUGCAGCGUAGCGCUAGCAUCAACAACGAGUCUUACAUGCGUCUCCCCGCCUCCCCGCUGUCUUUCUCCUCUUCCUCCGUCGCCGACGGGUCCACCGUCGUGCAGCGGCCUCACCCGCCUCCCCCUCACCACGAUCCCGGGCGAGGAGGAGGAGGAGGAUCCAGCGCCACUUCUCGGCGUGGCGCGGCCUCUGAGGGUUACUUUCAGGACCCGACGCAGGCGAGGAAGAAGCCGAGAGUGGAGACUAAACAGGACGACGCGCUCCAGCAGCAGAUUUUGAGGCAGUGGCUUCAGAGGCAGGAGCUGCUGCAUCAACAGCAGCAGGGGCAGAACCCUCAGCUACAGCUUUUGCUUCAGCAGCAGAAGAUGAGGCAGCAGCAGCAGCAGUUCCUCCAGUCCUUGCCGCCUCUGCAGCGGAUUCAGCUCCAGCAGCAGCAGCAGGUUCAGCAGCAACAGCAACAGUUACAGCAGAUGCAACAACAACAACAACAAGGAGGUGGGCAAAGGGGUUAUGAGAACAGCGUUUGUGCUCGGAGAUUAAUGCAAUACCUAUAUCACCAGCGCCAAAGGCCUUCUGAGGGAAGUAUUGUGUAUUGGAGGAAGUUUGUGAACGAGUACUUUUCACCACGUGCAAAGAAGAGAUGGUGUCUCUCUCAUUAUGACAAUGUUGGACAUAACACACUUGGUGUUUCUCCUCAGGCUGCCACGGAAGAGUGGCAGUGUGAUCUUUGUGGUUCUAAAUCAGGAAGAGGAUUUGAAGCAACAUUUGAUGUGUUGCCAAGGCUCAACGAGAUAAAGUUCGCAAGCGGUGUCAUCGACGAGCUUCUCUACCUAAGCGUGCCCUCUGAACGCAGGUUCCCUUCCGGAAUCAUGGUGUUGGAAUACGCAAAGGCCGUUCAGGAGAGUGUCUAUGAACACAUCCGUGUUGUUCGUGAAGGCCAUCUCAGAAUCAUAUUCUCCCAAGAGCUCAAGAUUCUCUCGUGGGAGUUUUGUACUCGUCGACAUGAAGAGCUACUCCCUCGUCGCCUUGUAGCCCCACAGGUGAACCAGUUGCUUCAGGUUGCGGAGAAGUGUCAGAGCACAAUUGAUCAGAGUGGACCAGAUGGGAUCCAUCAGCAGGAUCUGCAAGCAAAUAGCAACAUGGUCAUGGCUGCUGGACGUCAACUAGCGAAAAGCUUGGAGUCACAUUCUCUUAAUGACUUAGGCUUCUCCAAACGCUAUGUUCGGUGUUUGCAGAUCUCUGAGGUUGUAAGCAGCAUGAAAGAUGUGAUUGACUUCUGCCGUGACCAAAAAGUUGGUCCAAUAGAGGCUUUGAAGAGUUAUCCAUAUCGAAUGAAGACGGGGAAGAUGCAGAUGCAGAUGCAGCAGGAGAUGGAGCAAGCAGGUAAUGAUGCUAGAGGACUUCCACCUGAUAGGAACAGUCUCAACAAGCUAAUGGCCUUGCGCAAUAACAACAACAUGAACAACGGUCAGGGAUCUCUUCCAGGCUCUGGGCAAGCCGCCGCGGCCUUUGCUCUUACCAACUACCAGACCAUGCUAAUGAAACAGAACGCGGAGCAAACCAACGCCACGCUCCAGCAAGAAUCAUCAAGAAACAUGAGCCCAUCACCGAGCUAUAAUGGAGCAGCUGGUACUUUGUUAACUGGUUUUGCGCAGAGCCCAUCGAUCAGCGGUGUUUCUUCUCCUCAGAGGCAAAUGCCAAGCUCUAGUUAUAACAGCUCAGCUCAUCAGCAAUACCAACAACAGCAGCAACAGCCUUCCUGUAGUGGCAGUAACCAAGCGAUGGAACAACAACAGCUGAUUCACCAGAUAUGGCAACAGAUGGCAAACACCAACGGUGGCUCCGGGCAGCAGCAGUCGCUCUCUGGUCAGAACAUGGGAAGAAACAGAACAGAUUAUGUGCCCACAGCGGAAACACCAAGCAGUUCCAACAGGUUCAGAGGCAUGAAAGGGCUAGACCAGAGCCAGAGCCAGAACCAGGAAGCUAUGGUCUCUUCUAACAACACAUCAUCACUCAACUUUGGUGAUAACAACGGUUUCUUUAGCAAUGGGGUUGAUGAAAGCAUGGAGUAUCCUUGGAAGGCAUGAUGAGGAGGAGAAGUUGGUAGUUUAGUCUAUGUUUGUCUUUUUGUAAAGAACUGAGAGUACUAAAAGACUUAGAGACCAUCUUUAGGUUAUGUGAAUCUCUUGAGGAGAGUUCUCAUCAAAUGUUAACUUUGUCCACCUGGUGGUGUUGCUGAACUCUUAGAGAAAAGCUUCUGUUUUUAUGAGGUUAUAUUGGAAAAUGUUGACUAA
Molecule: messenger RNA, 2763 nt
Organism: Raphanus sativus (radish)
Lineage: Eukaryota; Viridiplantae; Streptophyta; Magnoliopsida; Brassicales; Brassicaceae
Product: probable transcriptional regulator SLK2
Exons: 9
Coding region: 217-2556 (779 amino acids)
Biological process (GO): positive regulation of transcription by RNA polymerase II; negative regulation of transcription by RNA polymerase II
Cellular component (GO): transcription regulator complex; nucleus
Source: RefSeq, a predicted model, not a curated record